AUGAACUCCGCAUUGAGGUCAAAGAAGCUAAAGUACUUCGUCUUAAGGUAUGAGUCUGAUGAGACACCAAUGGUCAGCUACUUAAAUGUCCAUGAUGGGCUGGAGCAGCGAAGGCGAGCAGCAAAGGAAGCCAGCACAUCAAAUGUGUCAGGGCCCAGGACGAUUAUUGUCGGGCCCACAGAUGCUGGCAAGAGCAGCCUGGGAAAGAUCCUGCUCAACUAUGCUGUCAGGGCAGGAUGGGUUCCCACAGCAGUGGAUCUGGAUGUAGGACAGGGCAGCAUAACAGUCCCGGGCUGCAUUGCUGCCACUCCAGUGGAGGCCCUCAUUGAUGUGGAGGAGGGGUUGCCCACCGAGGUUCCUCUGGUGUAUUUCUACGGCCACCAGAACCCCACAGAGAACCCUGAGCUGUACAAAUUUCUUGUGGAGCGCCUAGCAGACGUGCUCAGCCGGCGGGCGAAUGUGGAUGUGCAAGCGGCUGGAGUGAUGAUCAACACAAUGGGCUGGAUUGAGGGGCUGGGCUAUGAGCUGCUGCUGCACUCCAUUGAGGCGCUCAAAGCAGACGUGAUCCUUGUGGUGGGCCAGGAACGCCUGUACAACCAGCUCAGAAAUCACCUGCGGGCUCGGCCGGAGGUGUCGGUGGUGCGCCUGCACAGCAGCGGGGGGGUGGUGACGCGGACGCCGCAGGUGCGCAAGCAGUCGCGCACGCGCCGCACGAAGGAGUACUUUUACGGCGUCCGCGGAGACCUCAGCCCCCACUCCCAGACCGCCUCCUUCGAGGAGCUGCGCAUUUUCCGCAUUGGGGGCGGCCCACGAGCGCCCAGCUCCGCCCUGCCUCUGGGUGCCACAUCAGUUGCAGACCCUCUGCGCGUCACAGCAGUGACUGCAGUGAAUGCGGAGCUGCAGAACUCUCUGGUCGCAGUGUCCCAUGCCAACACCCCGGACCAGCUGCUGUCUGUCAGCGUUGCGGGUUUUCUCUACAUCAGCAAUGUUGACAUCCACCAACGCACCAUCACCUACCUGGCUCCUUGCCCUGGGCCAUUGCCGGGCAAAUACCUGCUGACUGGCAACUUGAAAGCCAAUCCAUCCCUGGAGGAAUGGUGCAAGGACACAACAUUGCGACGAUACCUUGCAGCACGCAAUGGGAAUAUCGCAAAUGCCGCAAAGAUGCUCCAGAAUACCUUGGAAUGGCGCCGGAGUUACAGGCCCCAUGAAAUUACUUGGGAGAGCAUUGCAGAUGAGGCAACUGGGAAGCAAGUGAUCGCACCUUGCACUGACAAAGGUGGCCGCACAGUGGUCAUCAUGCGGCCAAGGGAGGAAAGGAGCAAAGAUACGGAGGCACAGAUCAGGUUCCUGGUGUAUACUUUGGAGAUCGCCAGCAAGAUCGCAGACGCCUCUGGUCAGGGAAAGAUAACGUGGCUCAUAGACUUCAAGGGGUACAGCAUGCGCAAUGCGCCCUCCAUAAGGGUGAGCCUCACGACACUGUCAAUACUGCAGAAUCACUACCCUGAGCGCCUUGGCCUGGCGCUCUGCUAUCUGCCACCACGGCUGUUCAGCAUGUCAUGGAAGGCCUUGCACCCCUUCAUAGACACAGUGACAGCGGAGAAGGUGGUUUUUGUCAGCAGCCAGAACGAGGCGGCAGUGAUGGCACAGAAGUUUGACAUGGACCAGAUGGAGGCAUGCCUGGGCGGCAAAGGAUCCUGGACCUAUGACAAGCAGGAGUACAGCAAGUUCUGCCGACAGCAGGAGCCCAGAUCCACUGCCGAUUUGUUGCAACCUUUGGACGACCGUCCAACAGCAUGAGAUCUGGCAGGAGCUAGCUCUCCUCAAUGAGAAGAAACUUCAGAUGUGCGCAUCAUGCAAUGAGGACUUCUGCAUCGAAUUCGAAUUAUUACUGUGCUCGCGUGUGGCAAUAUAACGACAUUGGUCGUCAAAUG
This is a messenger RNA of Coccomyxa subellipsoidea C-169, 1934 nucleotides long. Its product is annotated as Clp1-domain-containing protein. Gene Ontology annotation, biological process: tRNA splicing, via endonucleolytic cleavage and ligation. The coding region runs from base 1 to 1800 and encodes 599 amino acids. Lineage: Eukaryota; Viridiplantae; Chlorophyta; Trebouxiophyceae; Coccomyxaceae. The transcript is spliced from 13 exons. The record is from RefSeq and is a predicted model, not a curated record. Gene Ontology annotation, cellular component: nucleus. Gene Ontology annotation, molecular function: polynucleotide 5'-hydroxyl-kinase activity.